Cylicostephanus goldi is the source of this 354-nucleotide messenger RNA. The record is from the annotation of a GenBank genome assembly. Lineage: Eukaryota; Metazoa; Nematoda; Chromadorea; Rhabditida; Strongylidae.
AUGUAUCUAUUAUCUCACCAUUUUUAUUGCUCAGCUGUAUAUCUUUGUUUUCCAACCAGCAUUUUUCAGAAAAAGCUUUAUGUUCCUUACCCCGAUAACGGCCGCGCUCUCGACAAUAUUGUAGAGCAACUGAAACAAGUCCCGGCUGAUCCAAUCCCGGCUGCUCCAAUCCCAGCUGCCAUGAAAUCUGAGCAUCAGGCUCGAGCUGCUAUACCCCGCAAGGAGUGUGCUUAUUGUAAAAGCGUCGGAAAACCCGCAGCUGGGCAUGCUAAGACAGCCUGUCCAGUGCUGUCGAGUAUGAAGCCUUGCUCGCUUUGUGGUGCUGAUGGAUUCGAUAAUCAUACUGAGACGUAA